Folsomia candida is the source of this 1716-nucleotide messenger RNA. Its product is annotated as multiple epidermal growth factor-like domains protein 10. The coding region runs from base 112 to 1611 and encodes 499 amino acids. The transcript has 13 exons. NCBI's taxonomy places the organism in Eukaryota, Metazoa, Arthropoda, Collembola, Entomobryomorpha, Isotomidae. The record is from RefSeq and is a predicted model, not a curated record.
CUAAAUUAAAAUAAAGCUAUACAAUCAUCAUACGACUUCAGAGAGGUCACAGGUCACCCAGAUAAAUACGUUGGACGACAUGUUAAUGCAUCCAGUUAAUAUUUGGGCUAUAUGGAAAGUCUUAUAGUCAAACUCUACUCACCUCUCACCAUGCAGUGGUUCUACUUUUCCUUGAUAGCUAGUGGAUUUACACUUUGCUGGAUUGGUGCACCACCCGUCACCUCUCAGAUUUUGAAUUUGGAGCCAAAUCCCACCUGUAAUUCAACCACUUGUGAAUCAUCAUCCCUCCGAUGCGAACCCGAGCAACCCGUCCCAUCCUGCAAUUCCAGUGCUGGUUGCUAUUGUCUCAAUUAUCAGUGCGAUAAUCGGCGAAACACGUGUACCUCAAAAGUAUGCGCGAAUUCUGAGCGGGCCGAAUGUGUCCUCAACAAGUAUGGAACCAGUUGCAUGUGUAUUCCGCUGGCUACUUCACCAUACUGCAACACUGGAAACACAGCAUGCAACCUGAGAGGAGUUGGUCAAGCAGAUAUCCGAUACUUUGGCGAAAUCUGCCAGGAACUUGGUCAGGAAUAUUAUGCGGAAACAUGUCGAGUAAAUGGCCAAUGCCGAUGUGCCAGUACAUCUACUUACUGCAACCUUCUCGGCUGCGGGUCGUCUCCACUCCGCUGUGGCCCUAAUCAAACUGUCCCAUCAUGCGAUCUAGCCACUGGUAAAUGUAUCUGCCCCAAGUUUCAGUGUGACAAUCUCCUCAAGAACUGCAGCUCAACGAAUUGUGGCCCACAAGGAAAACCGGAAUGUGUCCUUGAUAGGUAUGGGACCAGUUGCAAGUGCAUGCCUCUAUUGGAGCUCAACGACUUCCUCGGUGAUAUACAACCUAUUCAAUGCUGCAUUGUCCCCGGCUUAAAUCAAGUUGAUAUCGAGCACUUCGACAAUAUAUGCGAACAGCUGGGCGGGAGUUACUUUGCUGAUGGGUGUGGGACCGGGCAGUGCCGGUGCUUAAAGAGACGUGGCGGGUGUCGGACUUCUUCUGACUGCCCUUGUCCCCAAGGUUUCGAGGAUUAUUGCAUUCCUGAUCUUCAGAGAUGUGAGAGAAAUUGUCAGUGCAGAAGCGAUGAAGCAUGUUCCCAGGGUUGUCGAGCGGGUCUAGUUAGUGCUUGUAAUGGCGAAACCUGCACGCCCUGCUUUAUAAAUUGCACAUCGGUUUCCGAUUGCGCAAAUAUGACCUGUCCAACUGAUAAACCAGACAAGACAUGUACACCAUAUUCAAGUAUCUUUAUUGGCAUCAAUCCCACCAGAGUUGGCUGUUCCUGCAAUGCUGCGCGGGAAUGUAACACGCGAUGGGAUUGCCCGGAUUGCAAUGGAGAUGCGCAAAAAGCCUGCAGAACUGGUGGGACCUGUACCUGCCUAUCGAAACAUGGGUGUUUUCGGAACGGGGACUGUGACAAAGAUAAUGGAUAUGGUUGCAGCCAGCUUGGAUUAAAUCCGUCGUGCUGCUGGGUAGGAUGUGGUGGAAGAGAUUCAUUCUGCCGCUGCCGAGGGGGGUCGGGCUUAACAUGCAGCGGGGGGGAUAGUGGGACGGAGCAACUUGAUCACUGUGGAGGACAAGGUUAAAAACACCACGGGAAAAAUUUAAUUUAAUGAAAUCUGCAAUUUUCCUUUCUGAAGCUGAGUUUUAACAAAUAAAUCAAACUCUUGAUUGAUUUUAUUCACCAUCUA